GCUACUAAACAGAUAAUAAAAUCCGCGCAGUUAACACGCCUUCUUCUUCGACUUCCACACCACAAACCCAGCCAAUUUUGUCCUCUCUCUGAUCUUCUUCUUCUCAACUCCUCAUAAAACCUCACCAUGAAAUUCCCUUAAAGCCCACAAAUCCUGGCUAUGGUCAUGCAAACCCCACUUUCAUCGACGCUGAGUGCCCAAAACCACCCAUUUUUGCAUUCAAGAUCAAGAAUUUCGCUUCCCCAUUUUGUAUAAUUUUAAUCUUGGAGUGUUUGUUUGAGCUGGAAAUCAAACAAAAAAGUUGAAGCCUUUGGGUGAGUUGUUGUUAUCAUGGUUUCUCUGGAAGAUUCUCGGUCUCUCUCGAAUUCUAGCUCCAACAGGUUCAGCCAAACGCGGCCUUGUUACUACUACACUCCGCCGCCGCCGUCGUCCAUCAAAAUCCACUGGUCUAUGGGCCGCUCCAUGCGCACUUUCCGGUCUAAUCUUUAUCAAGCCGGCGGGGAUGGUUCUGAGAACUCCGGCGAUUUAUCCGAGAAUCUGAGCGAUUCGGUUGUCGAUGUCCGUCUCGGCGAGCUCGCUAGUAAGCCGGCAUUCAAUGAAAGCUCCGGUUCAGAAGAUAAUUACCUCGAGAUAUCGCAAGCUUUAAGCGAUUUUUCCGCGUGCAGCAGCGACAUUUCCGGGGAGUUACAACGGUUAGCGACACUUCCGGCUUCCGAUCCGGUCGAGAACCGGGACCCGAACACGGAGCCGGAGCCUUGCGACGGGUUUCUGGAGAGAGAGACGUUCUCGACGGAGAUUAUCGAGAGCAUAACGCCGGAGGAUCUCCAGCCGACGGUGAAGCUCUGCGUCGACGCGUUAUGCUCGUCCUCGGUGGCCGUGAAGCGAUCGGCGGCGGCGAAGUUGAGGCUUUUAGCGAAGAACCGAGCCGACAAUCGGGCUUUGAUCGGAGAGUCCGGUGCGAUACAGAAGCUCGUGCCGCUGCUCCGCUGCUCCGAUCCCUUGACUCAAGAGCACGCCGUCACGGCGCUCUUAAACCUCUCUCUUCACGAGCCUAACAAGGCCAUUAUCACCAACGCCGGCGCGAUUAAAUCCCUGAUUUACGUGCUAAAAACCGGCACGGAGACGUCGAAACAAAACGCCGCGUGUGCUCUCCUGAGCUUAGCUUUGUUAGACGAGAAUAAGCUCUCAAUCGGCGCCUGCGGGGCUAUUCCGCCAUUGGUGGCUCUGCUCGUAAGCGGGUCGAAUCGGGGAAAGAAAGACGCUUUAACCACGCUGUAUAAGCUCUGUUCGGUGAAACUGAAUAAGGGGAGGGCGGUAACCGCCGGCGCUGUGAAGCCGCUUGUGGGGCUGGUGGGAGAGCAGGGGACUGGGCUGGCAGAGAAGGCUAUGGUGGUGCUUAGCAGCUUGGCUGGGAUCCAAAGUGGCCAAGAUGCUAUUGUGGAAGGGGGAGGAAUUGAAGCCCUAGUGGAGGCCAUUGAGGAUGGCUCUGAUAAGGGAAAGGAAUUUGCAGUCUUGACGCUUUCCCAGUUGUGUUCGGAUAGUGUUAGGAACAGGGCAAUGCUUGUCAGGGAAGGUGGGAUUCCUCCCCUUGUUGCCUUGUCUCAGACUGGAACUGCUAAAGCUAAGCACAAGGCUGAAACACUUCUCCAACGCUUGAGAGAGCCAAGGCAGGAAUCUUCUACAUCGACUCCUUAAAGAGGUAGUUUAGAUGGUCGUCUAAUGUAUUUUAAAGUGGUUUGUUGUACAUAGGAUGUGUUUGUUGAGUUUGUAUAGAGUGGUUGAGAAAAUUGGAUGACAGUACAGAGGUGUGGAAAUAAAGAGAAUAGAUAGGAUGUAGUGAUGAAAGAAAGCUGACUUUAUAGGUGUAUUAUUAUUGGAUUAGGUUUUUAGAGGGGGUUUCGUUUCUCCCUUUUAACCGAUAUAUCGGACUAGAGCUUGUUUUUCCUGGAUUUGUUUUUGGGUUUCGGUGAGAGCAUUUGGAUAUAUAUAUGUGGGAGGGCAACAUUCGGGAUUGCUAGUUAUAUAUGUCUGAUUUUAGCGUGUAAAGAAACUAGCUUGGUGGGUUAUUCUUGUGUUUGAGUUAUGAAUAAUGUAUGGAAUAUGUUGAUAUAUU
Molecule: messenger RNA, 2113 nt
Organism: Ipomoea nil (Japanese morning glory)
Lineage: Eukaryota; Viridiplantae; Streptophyta; Magnoliopsida; Solanales; Convolvulaceae
Product: U-box domain-containing protein 4-like
Exons: 2
Coding region: 331-1695 (454 amino acids)
Cellular component (GO): nucleus; cytoplasm
Molecular function (GO): protein binding
Source: RefSeq, a predicted model, not a curated record